Messenger RNA from Branchiostoma belcheri (Belcher's lancelet), 4333 nucleotides. Its product is annotated as VWFA and cache domain-containing protein 1-like. Gene Ontology annotation, cellular component: voltage-gated calcium channel complex. Gene Ontology annotation, molecular function: voltage-gated calcium channel activity. Bases 113 to 4333 code for a protein of 1406 amino acids. The record is from RefSeq and is a predicted model, not a curated record. Lineage: Eukaryota; Metazoa; Chordata; Leptocardii; Amphioxiformes; Branchiostomatidae. The transcript has 32 exons.
UGACAGAGCCACAGAGCUAGAGGGGCACCUAGAAAUCACGUCUGUCAAAGACGUGAGGGGCGCGUAAUAUAGCGAGAAAUUUCUCCCAACGUUACAGUGUAGUAUCGUCAGGAUGUGCGGCGUUACUUUACUGGUACUCCUGUCGGUUUUGCCGGGCCUGUGUCUGGCGGACCUGUCCACCGCUCCCAUCACCACCGACUGGAUCCCCAGGGUCAGCCGCAAGAUGACGACUUUCGCCGAGUCCCAAACCGGCGCGAUGCAACUGGUCAAGGCGUACGACAAGAAACUCAACUUCACCGAGAUUCAGAUCGACGGCGAAACGCAGCUCCAUUUGAUGACCCGGGCAGCAGGAGACCGUCUGAAGAAGUGCCGGGAGAUCCUGAACAGGAACAAGGCUGAGAUAGAAGCCUCUUAUGCACAGGGCCCGGCAGGGGGCGCUUCUGUCUCGGACUGCUGCGACAACCUCGGCCAGCUGGAGUACGACCCGAGGUUCCUGCAGCAGAUCGUCAACGACAGCUGCGCUACUUUCACUGAUGGUACUGCAGAAACCAAAAUCCGGCAGCAUGUGUACGACACCAUGAAGUCCAACAUACAUGAGAUGUCCGGGGUGACCUGGCAGUAUUAUGGCGCCAAAGAGGGCGAGUAUCACCAGUUCCCCAAGAGCGGCAGGUCAUGUGAGGGCAACGAUCACAGGUUCAGAAACUGGUACGUAAGCGCCGCCUCACCUAAGAAGAAGAACGUGGUGAUUGUGAUGGACGUGAGCGGGUCCAUGCGGGAGCCUCCAGGACCAGAGGAGAACAACAGGCUCAACCUGUCCAAGCAGGCAGCUCUGACGGUACUGGACACCCUCACACCUAGGGACUGGGCAGGUGUGGUAUCUUUCAGUGCCCGAGCAAAAGCACCAGAAGGCUGCCUAGGAGACAGUCUGGGAGAAGCCAACCCUACAAACAUCGGAAUCAUGCAGAACUUCAUCAACCAACGUGUGCCUGAGACUAUAACCGUGUACGCUGAAGGGUUCAAAAAAGCAUUCAACAUGUUCCAUGAGGCUAAAAACAAGAAACCGGAACAGUUUGAUGACUGCUACAACAUCAUCAUUUUCCUGACUGACGGACAGCCAACAGACACCUACUUCUCAUUGGACGAAAUUGCUAAAGGCCAGGGCCUCAUGGAACGUUCUGUGCACAUCUUUACCUACGGGCUGGGCUUAGCUCUCCAAACGGCCAGUAGCGGCUGGGCCCCGGACCCCAACAACCCCUGGGUGAAGUUACCUGCAUUGGACUUCCUGGCUACGAUCGCGGAUCAGAACAAUCAUCAGAUCCCGGGAGCUGUGGAGUGGACGAACGGAUAUUGCGCAAAUCAAAUGUACGGAUCGUGCUUCAGCGCAAACAGGGAUCCGCAAGGCGUGGGACCAUUGGGCAGGACAGAUUACAUAGACGACAACCAGGGCGACAAACUAAAGACCAUAAUGGGCAGCUACUACGACUUCUUCCCGUCUGACAACCCUGAGCCGACCUACUCUGUGCCAACCAACGAUGAGCAUCUUGGUCUGGUGAUAAACGCCGCCCUCCCCACCAUUGACACAGCUGGCACGUUUUUCGGAGUGACAGCUGUGGACAUCUCCAUGGACGUCGUGUUUCAUGAGAUCGCCAACUUCAACAUCGGCCGAUAUUCAUAUGCUUUCCUGGUGGACAGAGAGGAUGGCCGAGUGCUCAUCCACAGCAACCUGCCCAAACCCAUGGAGUGGAGGUCAGAGCCGACGUUCCUCGGUCUGGAAGCCAUGGAGUCAGCUCUCAGGUCACGGGAGAUCAACAAGAUUCUGAAUGGAGACACUGGAGACUACUAUAUUGACGUAAUACCCGAGAACAACGUGGGCGACCUGUACCACCGUCUGGACCUGCUGUACAUGAACAACGCCACCGGCAACACGCAGUUCUGCAGACUGUAUGACGAGUACGCCACGCCUGAUAAGUCAACUGUUAUGUUCCCACCAGAGGCCUACGCUGAUCCAAUCAACUACCUGAACAACUUUGAGACGUUUAAAGGUGUUGCCGACAUCGAACUCUUCAUCAACGACUUUGCCGGCUCUAUGGCUAAUCCAGGGUUGCUAGAUGGCAUCCGAACUGACGUGGUCCUGUCUGCUGAGAUCGAGCAGUACUGGAGGGAACACGAUCAUGACUCCCUCUGGAGAUACUUUGGCACAGAAAACGGAGUGUUCAGGAUUUUCCCCGGGACCAUCACAGACAAGCGUUACGACCCAACCCGCCAGACAUGGUACAAGCGCGCCCUGAGCAGACCUAACGACUACACCUUCUCCCGUCCGGUCCCCAGUCCGUUCGGCGGAGGCAACAUGGUCACCAUCAGCAGAUUGAUAUUCCACACCGAAAAGCAAGAGAUCAUGGGAGUUAUCGCUGCUGACAUCACGGAGAAGUACUUCUACUCCAUGCUCUACUCAGAGGUUCCCGAAUGCCUAUCGGAUGAAUAUGACUGUUUCAUGUUGGAUGACAGUGGAUAUUUCAUGGAAUCGUUGGACAACACCACCAUUUACUAUCUGUCAACGUUCGACAACAACACCCGGAACAUGGAGCACGACCACCUGACUCACAGGUUCCCAUGGCUCGCAAAGUACCUCAUCGUCCAUGGACAAUAUCUCAGGAGAGAAUGGUGCAACAACUAUGCCACCCAGAAUUCACAAAUGUUUUACGACACAACCGGGUUCAUCGGCCUGGAGGUCACCACCGGCCCGCCGUGUUACCAGUUCGCCCUGCAUCCCAUCAACGCCACCAACACGUUCAUUCUGACGCUGCACAACCGACAAACCUACAACUGUGACGACCGGCCUAACGACCGGCCUAUCGUAGUCGGCGGCAACCAGGUUUGGGACAACAGUCUGGUUGUACAUCUUCGCUUGCUUGCGGCGCUAUGGAGUCCCUCCCUCGGGGACCUGUCCACCGCUCCCAUCACCACCGACUGGAUCCCCAGGGUCAGCCGCAAGAUGACGACUUUCGCCGAGUCCCAAACCGGCGCGCUGCAACUGGUCCAGGAAUAUGACGACAAACUCAGCUUCACACAGACUCAGAUCGAUGGUCAGAACGAGCUGCAUCUGCUGACGCAGGCAGUAGGAGACCGUCUGAAGAAGUGCCGGGAGAUCCUGCACAGGAACAAGGCUGAGAUAGAAGCCUCUCAUGCACAGGGACAGAUGGGUGGCAACCCUGUUACUACCUGCUGCGACAACCUCGGCCAGCUGGAGUACGACCCGAGGUUCCUGCAACAGAUCGUCAACGACAGCUGCGCUACUUUUGAUAAAGGUACGCCAUGCGAACACGAAAAAACGGCUCUUCACAACACUUCGAACACAAUCCGACCAAACGUCUACGACACCAUGAAGUCCAACAUACAUGAGAUGUCCGGGGUGACCUGGCAGUAUUAUGGCGCGAAAGAGGGCGAGUAUCACCAGUUCCCCAAGAACGACAGGUCUUGCCAUGGCAACGCCCACAUAUUUAGAAACUGGUACGUCAGCGCAGCGUCACCGAAGAAGAAGAACGUGGUGAUCGUCAUAGAUGUCAGUCUGUCCAUGGAUGAUGCAAACCGAAUCAACUUGGCCAAACAAGCAGCUUUGACGGUCCUCGACACGCUAACAGCGAGGGACUGGGUAGGAGUUGUGUCCUUCAGUAAUGAUGUCGAGACACCAGCAGGCUGUCUUCGAGACAGUCUUGGAGAAGCGAAUCAAGGAAACAUCCAAAUCAUGCGAGACUUCAUCGACAGCCUCAGUCCUAUUUUUUUGACGUACUACGCCAAAGCCUUCGACAAGGCCUUCGACAUCUUCGUUGAAGCUAAACGUAAAAAACCGGAACAGUUUGAGGACUGUCACAACGUCAUCAUCUUCCUGACAGACGGAGUGCCGACAGACCCGCAGGAUGUUUUGGACACGAUCACUGAAGGACAGAAUCGCAUGGACCGGAGUGUUCACAUUUUCACCUACGGCCUGGGCGACGACAUUCAAGUUGACCUCAGCGGCUGGUGCCAUGAGCCUAAUGGUUUGUUUACAGUGGGGAUACCGGCAUUGGACUUCCUUGCUACCAUCGCAGAUCAAAACAACAGGCAGAUCUCCAAUGCGGUGACAUGGACAAAUGAAGACUGCAGGCAGGACACGUAUGGCUCGUGUUACGACACAUACAGAGAUCCACAGGGAGUCGGUCCACCAGGCAGAACUGACAGCGUAGGUGACGGUCGGGGAGACAGGCUUGUGGCAAUGAUGGGAAGCUACUACGACUUCUUCCAGUCGGAGCCAGAACCGACGUUUUCCGUGCCCACCAAUGACGAGCAUCUUGGUUAG